Penaeus indicus is the source of this 4937-nucleotide messenger RNA. Its product is annotated as RNA-binding protein 45-like. Lineage: Eukaryota; Metazoa; Arthropoda; Malacostraca; Decapoda; Penaeidae. The coding region runs from base 10 to 1740 and encodes 576 amino acids. Gene Ontology annotation, molecular function: RNA binding. The transcript has 11 exons. The record is from RefSeq and is a predicted model, not a curated record.
AGCGAGAAGAUGGCGAGUGCGGACAAGGCCUUCCCGCGGCGCUACGAGUCCUCCGCCAGAGAACCCAGAGACGCUUUCCACGGGUCGGACGGCGGAAAAUACGGGAAGGAGUCCAAAUAUGACGACCCGCCGCACUCCAGACUGUUCAUUGUGUGUGGAAAAUCGAUAACGGAGGAGGAUUUUCGCGAGAGUUUCUCCAAGUACGGGGCGAUCGAGGAGAUCUGGGUGGUCAAGGACAGGAACACCGACGAGCCCAAAGGCGUAACUUAUAUAAAGUUUUCCAAGACCUCCGAAGCGGCGCUGGCCAUGGAGGAGAUGAACGGGAAGUGUAUAGGGGGGCACCCGAGACCACUCAAGGUCCUCAUCGCACACAGUCGUGAGCAAGGAUCGCGGAGAGACAUGAACGAGGAGGAGAGGCUCCUGCGGCUGUUUGUUGUUGUGCCAAAGUCGCUGGGGGAAGCUGAGCUCAGGGAGCAUUUUGUACAGUUCGGCGACAUUGAUUACGUCUCCAUCGUUCGGGACAGGAAUACUCGUGACAGCAAAGGCUUCGCCUAUGUUAAAUAUCACAGGAUGUCACAUGCGGCAAAAGCCUUCGAGAGCUGUGAACGUACCUUUAAGCCAGUUUUUGCCGACCCCAAGCCCCAGAAGUCAGACGGGCUGAAGUUUGAAGGUGGGGGCCGGGACCUCAGAGAUCUGCGGGGCAGUGAUGGCUAUGGGGGAGGGUACUCGUCAGGCCCGCUCACCCCCCACCACAAUAACCAUCAUUCACCGUUUGACGCCAUUUCUUACAGUGAGUUGGACACAAGUGGGCUAAAUCCCGAGGGUGUGACGCGGCUGACAGUUAUCGCUUCGCCUACCCUCAACCAGGACCAGCUAUGGAAGUUGUUUGACCUAAUCCCUGGUCUCGAUUACUGCGACCUGAGGAAAGACCGCAAGUCUGGACAGAUGAUUCACCAUCAGGCGCGUGGAGUGGCAACCGUGGUGUAUAACAACAUUCAGUCCGCUACCUAUGCAAAGGAGAAGCUACAUGGGUUUGAGUAUCCCCCUGGACAGCGGUUGAUUGUCAAGCUUGACCAUCACGACAUGCCACCUGGUCCCCCUCCGAUGAUGCCUGGAACCCCUGGUGGCCCUCCCUUCGCUGGCCUACCUCGCGUUGCUGGAGCACUCGCCUCGCACAACGGCACUAUGGGAGGAAGUCCCCCAGGAGGCAUGGCCGUGGCACCGCAGUCGGCAGUGUCGGGCGGACAACCCAACAGCAACAUUCAGCAAAACCUGGCGCAGUUGGCUGAGACCAUCGCUCAGGCCACGUCACUCAUACAGGCUGCAGGGCUGAAUCAAGGAUCAGCAGGGCACAACAACAUGGGCACUCAAGGGCAGACAGGCGGUGGCGAGACGUAUGACCCAUCCUACUGCUCGGUCAAAUUACCCCCCCCACAGCCCCUUGCACCCGUGGACUCGGCAGUGGCAGAAAGGUUGUUUAUUGUGUGUCAUCCGUCACCUCCUCCAAUAUAUGCAUUGAAGGAUGUCUUCGGGAGAUUCGGAAACCUUAUCGAUAUUUAUAUGCUGAACGGAAAAACUUUCGGAUAUGCUAAAUAUGCUAGCAAAGAUUCCGCAGAUAAGGCAAUUGUGGUGUUACACGGACAGGAAGUACUUGGGUCUCGUUUAAAAGUAAUGGAAGCAGAUCCACACGACAAAGCAGACUCGGGUCGCAAGAGACUACGCAUCGAUGAUCAGAGUUGAGCAUCCCUGCCACGAGCAGAGUGUUGACAUCGUGACUACGCCGACUACACUACGGACAGUUACGGACAGCCAACACAGCGACAUACUACUACCCUAACCAACCAACGAUCCAACAAACCAACCCCCUGUAACCUUUUUAGACAUCCACCAACAGUCAUGCUCCCAGUGACGUCAAAACACUUCAUUGUAUCAAAACUAGCCAAUGACUGGGCCCCCAAAGGCCGAUGUGUACGAGUGACUUCACAGGUGACCUUCUAGGGAUUAGGUACAUGAUGUCUAUUGUGUAUAUGUGAAUGGUCCUCCUUCCUCACCCUCCCUCUCCCCCCCCUCUCCCUCACAUCACCAUCCAGAUUUCCCCAAGCUCCUCCUCCCCUUCCCCUUCCAAAUGCCAUAGUCCCUCUAAUAGUACCCCUGCCUUCUGUCAGAAUUGAUAGCUGUGGGAACUUUUAUUUCUUAUUUUAUUUUUAUUAUUGUUAUUACUUUUUUUUUUUUCCUCAAGAGAUUAAGCAAGGUGUAGGUGUAGGUAUUGUGAAUUUUGAGUACUUCAUGUUGUUGUGGUGAGAAUUAAUGAAUGGAUGGUUUUCACAGUUCAUGAAGGAGAGCCAUAACUAUCAUGGCUACAAAAAGUAUUAGGUGUAGUUUAGAUUGUGAACCACUAUUUGGUAAGAUAUAUAUAUGAUCAGUUUUGUACCAAGUGGAUACCUCAGUAUUAGAAGUAAAUGUAUACUAUUCCUACACUGUCCCUGUAUAUCAUGAUACCAAAAGUAUGGUUCUAGUGUUCAAAAAUCUGUAUAAAUUGAUGUAUACAAAUGAUUAAAAAGAAGCAAGGUGUUUUGUAAUUGCACUGGAAACUGUUGUUUGAUCAGAUAUUCAAUGAAAGUUCUCAAUAGAAUUCUACUGUUUAUAAUGACUCGGUACAUUGUUGUAAAAGCCAAGGGUUUGUAAAUUUGGGGAAAAAAAAAAGGAUGAAAAAGAAGAUACAGUGAUGAAUAACCUCAGAACACAUUUUCAGAAGUGCCCUGUAAAGAAAUAUAUAUAUAUAUAUCCUAACCUUAAUCGCUAGAGCCUAUAAUAGUGUCACCCUCCACCCCCUUGCCCUGUUUCCCCCAUGUAACCGACUACAGUAUGGUGUGGUAGUGACUGGUAUCUCAUGACCUCAUCUUAUACGAACAAGGCCUGUAGGACUUUCGGUUUGGUGUGUCGAUUUCACAUUCCAUUUCCACCUACAAUAGUUUUGUAGCUGUGUUCAAUUGUAAGUAGAGUAUCAUCCAAGUUGGUGUCCCACUAUGCAGAAUUUUUGGAUUAGAGCAAAGAAAGGUUGAACAAAACAAAACAAAAAAAAAAAGACAUUGUUCCGUUUCAGUUCUGUAGAGAGGUUAGGACAUUUGGUUCGUUUUUUUCAUUUUGUGUUUGUCAGUGUUGUCAGGAUGAUUUUGUUUAUUUAUAUUUAUUAUGAUUCAAUUUUUUCUAACUAUUACCAUGUUGCCUUGUGGUCUGUAAAAAUGUAACUUCUUAUUGCUGUAGUAACUAUUGUCAUUGUUUUUUUUGUUUAUUUUAUUUGUUAUGUUGUUAUUUUUUUAAUAUAAUGGAGGUUGUUUCUUCCAUUAAGUAGAUGAAUGUCCUUGCUGGAAUCUUGUUUUCUCGAUUGUCAUUUUUGUAGAGGAUUGAGAAGAUAAGAAGUGACCAAAUUAUCAAGAUCUUAUAAAGUUGAUUUCCUGCAACCACAUUUGAGCAUUACAGCUUCCACUAGUAAGGUUACUACUGUAAUUGCUAUUGUUGUUAAUGGUAUUCGUAUAAUUAUGAUUAUUAUUAUUAUUAUUGCUACUACUAUCAUAUUUGUAUUAAUCAUUGCCAACUUCAUCACUUUCAUUAUAAUGAUUUUUUCAAAUAAUUUGAAAAUGUUGGUAUUGGUAUUGUAUCACAGCGAUGCAUAUUAAUGCUAUUGGAAGAAGAGGACGGUCUUCAUUCUUACCAUCGACUUUUUUUAUCGAACAUUUAUUUUUUUUCUUUUAAUAUUUAUAUAUAUUGAAUAUAUAGGUAUGUGGUAAGAAGUGCUCUGGAAAGCCUCACAAGAAAUAUAAGUCAAAAGACUUAGGAAAUGACUCAAUAGACAGACGUGGGCAAAGACUUAGAGAAGAUCUGACUGGCUGGAAUCCCAGAAAACCAAGAGACAAAGCUGUUCUUUGGUCGAAUGUUCUCGUCAGUUGCAUAGCUAGUUGUAACCUGCCUGUAGACACAGCUGUUGUGUUCUUCAUUUGUUUUAGUUAUUGUAAUUUUAUUCAUCCAGGCUGGUAGUCUGGCAGAUAGAUAGAAAAUUGAGAAGGAGACAGAGAGAAAAGAUAGGAAUGUCAUAUAAUUAUUUCUUCAUUUAGCUUAGCAAGAUUGAGAAACAUUUACAAUAGGGUUUUCUGGCUCACUGACCCACUCACAACUUUUUUUGAAGACCCAACAGUACGACUGAGGACGAGUUUGCAAAGCAAGACCUUGGAGAAGUGCGAUGGUGAGAUCUGAUGGCCACUAGGAAUGCCGUCUUGUAUUAAUUGUUAGUUGUUUUCAUAUACUUUUUUUUUCUUUUAAGUUUUAAAAUACCCGUACUUUCCUCUAGUGGUCUUAAGGACGCAGACUUGCCGUGACUUUGAUCACAUGUACCUGUUCGGGAACAUAGUCGGUGUUCAAUCAUUUUAUAUGAUGGGCCACAUUUCCCUAGGAAUCUAAUUUAUGUAUAUAUUUAUUAUCAUGAUUUUUUUUUAAAUAAAUAAAAAAAAUAAACAUUUUUAUGCAUUAUUGUAAAGCCAUAAAUUCUUGGUCACCAGAAGUGCACAAAGAAAAAUGCAAAGUACAAUUGCAAGACCAGCUAAUUUUCUGUCGUGUUCGCUGUUAUUUUGUGCCAGGAUCAUGCCAGAUUUCUGUUUGUAUUUGCCCAAAGUUUGGUUGUGUUUGAAGUAUGGAUGUAAAUAGUUAUUUGUGAUGAAACCAUUAUAGUAUGAUUUCUGAAACCCCUCCAAAUGAAUAAUAGUAAAAUAGGUACGCAGCAAUUUUGUAAAAUGUUUGACGAUGUGUACGUUUUGCUAAAGCAGACAUUGAGCAGAAAGGAGGUAUUGUUCUCUUGGAGAAUUCCAUGUAUUUUCACUUUUAGUAAUAAGGCUUACAUUUGCAUACAAUAUAAAGGAAAUAACAAUAUAAACCAAACACACAAA